GUCGCCGUUCUCUCUUUUUUUUCGUUCCUGCACUCUGCGUGUCUUCGCACACGAUUUGGCCUGUGGCGGACGGGCGCUUUUCUCGGUUGCGCUUUGUGUCCUUCCUCCCCGCGGCCCUACAUUUUCUCGGAAAUUUGUUGUGGUUCCUGUCUCCGGACCAUGAUGUUCCUCCGUGUGGGUGCUGGGCGUGGACUGCUCUGCUCUUGUGGUACUCUCGUGGCGGGAUCUGUGGGUGUUGGGUUCUGUUUUUGUUGUGGUUUUGUGUGCAUCGUUUGUGCGGUGGGAUUAGGGCGGGGCCCGCGGCGGUGGGGGGGGGCUCAGAGGUGGCCCUUAAGAUGAUCCGCAACAACGACACGAUGCGGAAAGCGGCGCAGAAGGAGGUGGCGCUCUUGAAAGAGCUCGCAGAGCACGACCCCUUGAACAAGAAGCACUGCAUCCGAUUGCUGUGCAGCCUGGAGCACAAGCAGCAUGUGGUGAUGGUGUUCGAGUCUAUGCAGAUGAAUCUCAGGGAGACCCUCAAGAAAUUCGGGCGGAAAACGGGCAUCAACAUCCACGCUGUCCAGAAGUACGGCAAGCAACUAUUGGCGGCGCUGAAGCACAUGGCCUCCCGCAACCUAGUGCACGCCGACAUCAAGCCCGACAAUAUCCUCGUCGAUCAGGGCUUCGGCUCGCUCAAGCUGGCUGAUUUCGGGUCGGCGUUCCGUAUUACCGACCCGGACAACGACCCGACGCCUUACCUCGUGAGUCGCUGGUACCGCGCUCCGGAGAUCGUGAUGGGGCUGGAGUACGACAAAGCCAUCGACCUAUGGUCCGUGGCCGUGACGUUGUUCGAGCUGUACAAGGGCUCCCCCGUUCUUCCCGGGGUGAACAACAACGAGAUGUUGAAACGGAUGAUGGAGUUCAAGGGCCCCGUUCCGACACGCAUGGUCAAGAGCCACAUGCGGGCGUUCGAGACUAUGGGAGGCAUUCGCCCGCACUUCACGGAGGGGGGACAGUUCAUGCAGCAGGAACCGGAUCCGGUGUCAGGGCAAACGACGGUCCGGCUGGUGACCGUCACGGCCCCGUCCCGACCCAUCAAGAGCGACAUCAUGCGCAGCAAGGGUGCCCAAGACAAGAAGGAAACCGUCGCAGACCUGGCAGACUUUCUCGACAAGUGCAUGGCUCUCGACCCAAAGCAGAGGAUAUCCUUGGGACAGUGCUCCGCCCACAGCUUCUUACGCCGUGCGUAACAAGACCGGCCGUGGUGGAAAAGGCAGUCUACGCAUGUGCGGCGUAGGCUCGCCGAUUGGCCAUGGUGUUGGUAAUGAGGCGCACUGUGAUUGGUCAAUGCAGUAUAUGUGCCGCGUGAGUGCGUCACUUGGUGUCUGGUCGAUGCAUGCAAUCAUACAUGGCAAGCCUAGAGUCCCGUUCGAUUCGAUACGGUUGCAGUCCGUUGUGUAGGCUUUGCCGAGAGCGGGCUCUAACAAAGAGUUUCCUGCGCCAAGCAUGAAGAAUCAUGAUUGGCCGAUGAAACCGGAGGAGAACCGAGAUGUAUGUGUCGAAUAUUUCUGGUUUGUAAGUGUUCUCAAGCGGAUUGACGCUUUUGUUUUUCGCGGAUGCAGCAAAAGUAUUUCGUGUCCUGUUUGCCGUGCAUUGGUGCCGAACCCUAUCUUUGGGAUGUAACAUAACGCAUUGGAUGGAUUACGCGUGGAGAAAUUAAGAACGAACAGACGCCACCUGCUAUCUGCUGUGGUGUACUUUCCCGGCGUUUCGGCGAUUAACUGAUUGACCUACAUCGCUUCAGAAGGUAUGGUGAUCAACAAAAGUACCCGCCUCUAAAGGUGACGUUUCAUGUGUUGGUGGGACUGAUGGAUGGUUGCCUAGUUUGUGACCUAGUUUGUGAAUGCCAAAACUUCCUUUGUUUUCGCGAAUUU
Ectocarpus siliculosus is the source of this 1913-nucleotide messenger RNA. Lineage: Eukaryota; Phaeophyceae; Ectocarpales; Ectocarpaceae. The record is from the annotation of a GenBank genome assembly.